AUGUACAUGUACAGUAAUACGUACGGACUAUCCGUACUAGUUGCAAGUACAAAGGUCACCAGCGAGCGACCAACAAUCCGAUAUCCUCCAUCCCCAUCGCAUUCUCAACGACCGCCAUCGCUCGACCGCCGCCUCCUCCUCCUCCUCCUCCUCCUCCUCCUGCCAAGAGGCAUGGCCGACGUCGAGGAACAGACGGCCACGCCGUUCGUCGAGCAAGGCGGCGAAGAUAUGGCUCUGACGACGACAGACACGGACGUCGCCGCGCCGACGGAGAAGAAGACAGUCAAGAAGAUCAUAAGGAAGAAGAAGCGACCGGCCCGAGUGCAAGUCGAUGCCGAUGCCCUCACGUCAGAGCCCCCCCCGCAGACCGGCACCAUCUUCAACAUCUGGUACAACAAGUGGUCCGGCGGCGACCGCGAAUCCUACCAGCAGACAAAGUCCAAGGGUCGCUGUAUCGUCUCGACAGACAGUGGCUUCACAAAGGCAGACAGCAUCCACGGGAGUUAUUUCUGCCUGCGGUUUGCCAGGGGCCUCUGCCCGAAUGGCCGGGACUGCACCGCCCUCCAUCGGUUGCCGGGCAUGUAUGACCACUUCAGUCCCAACGUCGACUGCUUCGGGCGCGAGAAGUUUUCCGAUUACAGAGAUGACAUGGGUGGUGUCGGCAGCUUCAUGAGGCAAAACAGGACCAUCUACGUCGGGCGGAUACAUGUGACGGACGACAUCGAGGAGAUUGUGGCACGCCACUUUGCGGAAUGGGGCCAAAUCGAGCGCGUUCGCGUCCUCAACUCGAGAGGUGUUGGCUUCAUCACAUACACCAACGAGGCGAACGCACAGUUUGCGAGAGAAGCCAUGGCCCACCAGUCCCUCGACCACGACGAGGUUCUGAAUGUCCGUUGGGCGACGGCCGACCCCAACCCCAUGGCACAGGCGCGCGAAGCUCGGAGGAUAGAGGAGCAAGCUGCUGAGGCCAUUCGGAGGGCACUGCCCGCCGAGUUCGUGGCCGAGAUCGAGGGCAAAGACCCCGAGGCAAGGAAGCGAAGGAAGAUCGAAAGCAAUUACGGCCUGGAGGGAUACGAGGCGCCCGACGAAGUCCACUUCGCUCGCGGCGCUAAUGCCGUGAACCCUCUCGGACGACAGACGAACGAAGUCGAGUAUCAAGAGCCGUUGAUGAUCGGAGAUGGACAGGCACCUGCCGCCGAGAGCGAGCAUGCACAUGCGCACAUGGAGACGCCCCCAGAACAACCGGCUGGCAUCUUUUCUGGAAUCACGUUAGCAGCGUUGAGCAGGGCCAAGGUCUCGGUGAUGUCGAAGCCCAAGUCGGAAGCAGCGGCAGGUCCGUUGGUUGCCUAUGAUAGCGACAGUGAGGACGAAUAA
Messenger RNA from Drechmeria coniospora, 1374 nucleotides. RefSeq lists its product as uncharacterized. Gene Ontology annotation, molecular function: U6 snRNA binding; pre-mRNA binding. Gene Ontology annotation, cellular component: U2-type catalytic step 1 spliceosome; Prp19 complex; U2-type catalytic step 2 spliceosome. Lineage: Eukaryota; Fungi; Ascomycota; Sordariomycetes; Hypocreales; Ophiocordycipitaceae. The transcript has 4 exons. Bases 1 to 1374 code for a protein of 457 amino acids. The record is from RefSeq and is a predicted model, not a curated record.